AUGGCCUCCCUAAAUACCUCCACCAAUGGCCCCUCCAUCAAGUCCUCAUACAACGGCGUGGUCAAUUCCCCACCGCCCUCUGGGCCCGCCGCCAGCUCCCCGACCUACGGGCAAUGGGCGCUCUUCUCCGUUUCCGCCCCGCUCGUGAAUGCCUUCCAGCAGGACAGCGGCGGCAAGGAGAGUGUGCUGAAGGUGCAAAGUACUGGAGAGGGGGAGCUUGUUGACUUGAUCGAAGACUUCUCCGAAGGCCGCGUUCAAUUUGCAUUUGUCAAAGUCAAGGACUCAAACACCACUCUCCCAAAAUAUGUCUUGAUUGGAUGGUGUGGGGAGGGUGUGCCUGAAAGGACAAAAGGCUACUUCACCAGUCAUCUUGCCGCCGUUUCAAAGAUACUUCAUGGAUAUCAUGUCCAAAUAACGGCACGUUCCGACCGCGAUCUCACACCAGAGGGUAUUGUCCAAAAGGUAGCCGAUGCUUCAGGAGCCAAAUACUCCGCUCCCAAUAAUCCGCCCUCGGCCUCUUCUGGCCCACCUCCUCCUAUAGCCUCCAAGCCAGCUUUUAAUCCAACACGAUCGAGCGUUGCGACUUCCGGCUUCAAUCCUUUGGCGAGUUCUCGAUCAAGUCCUGGCCAAAAUGACACAAAUGUGGAUGAAGAUGGCUGGGGUGCGGAUGCACCUCAAGUGACGCGAUCACAACUCGAGAAGGUGGCACCAGCAUAUAAGCCUACUAAGGUCAACAUGGCCGAAUUGACAAAGCAGAAACCUGAGCCUGUGGGAUUUAACGGGCAGCGAAGAGAGGAGAGCACAGAAUCAAGCGACGUGGUAAAAGGUGGUUACCAACCAAUUGGGAAGGUCGAUAUAGCUGCUAUCCGUGCCCAAUCCAAGAAAACAGAAGAUAAUCGGCCAACAAUCGUCAAAGGGGCCUACGAACCCGUUGGAAAGGUCGACAUUGCUGCCAUUAGAGCACGAGCCCAAAAGCCAGGAGACGAUGGAAGUAGUAGACUUUCCCCCGCCGUAACAGGAGUUUCUGCUACAAGCCAUUCAAGCGACGAGUCGAAGCCUCUUGCUGAUCGAACUGCCGUCUUCUCCCAAUCAGAGCGACUCACGUCAUUGCCAAAGCCAAAGGUUGCCAAUAAGUUUGGAUCCGGCACAUCAAACUUUACCGGCACAAAACCACCCACUCCUGGUGUUUAUGGGCUACGGUCUCCUCCAGCAACGGCAACACCGCCGCCAGUUGGAGCUGCAAGUAGAACUUUUGCAGAUGAGGGCGGUAAGACCCCGGCUCAGAUCUGGGCUGAAAAGAAAGCACGCGAGACGGGUACCGGUGGAGCUGGGUCUGCCGCAACUGUCCCGUCAGCUAUAACAAGCCAGACGAGUGGAGGCGGAGAAUGGAAGAGUGGCUAUAGUGGCAAGUCUUGGGCCCCAGUGGCUACAACUACCACUGGGACAAGCAGCAUUGGCCAACAACGAACAGGCGAACAAGACGAACAAGAAGAACGAGAGGCUCCUGCAUCCCCAGCUGGCGGUAUUGGCGCACUGAGAGACCGCUUUAAGGGUGGAGUGCCAAUGGGUGCUCCCACCAUUCCAAGAUCCACGACUGGGGAUCAAUCACCCCCUCCACCACCCAUUAAUACCUCAAACCGACCAACUGGUGGUGUGGCCAUGCCCGGCCUUCCUUCACGACCAGAGCCAGAGGAGGAGGAGGAAGAAGUUCGCAGCAUGCCUCCACCUCCAGCACGAGCUCCACGCAGCCCAACACCGCCUACCCCAGAACGGGAAACCUCCCCUGUCAGAAUUGCCAUGCCAGUUCCCCGAAUCAAGGAACCCGAAUUCGAAAGGCACGAGCAGCGUACCCCAUCCCCACCUCUACCCACCGAAUCAAUUAGCCGCCGAGUUCCGGACGAAGAAGAUCUUACUGAGGAACCCGCUGGACAUGAUCCCGCACGAGGUGCGGGCGCCGCGGUCGCCGAAGCGUCUUUCGGCUCUCACGCCGGAACUGACCAAGGCGCUCCGGCCGGUGGCAAGAGGGCCCUAAUUCAGUACGACUACGAGAAAGCCGAAGACAACGAAUUAGAACUUAUCGAGGGAGACUACGUGACUAAUAUCGAGAUGGUCGACGAGGAUUGGUGGAUGGGGACCAACUCGAAGGGCGAGAGUGGGCUAUUCCCAAGCAACUAUGUCGAGCUAGUUGAGGAAGAAGAAAAGAGGGCCCCCGCGCCAGCACCAGUGCCUGCGGCACCAGCUGCUGCUCCGUCGUCCGCGCCAUCCGGACCUACCGCCACAGCAGUUUAUGACUACGAGGCUGCAGAAGAUAACGAAUUGAGUUUUGACGAAGGAGCCAAGAUCACUGGACUAGAAUUCCCUGAUGAAGACUGGUGGUUUGGUCAUCACGGUGGGAAAUCCGGACUGUUCCCAUCGAACUAUGUACAACUUGACGAAUAA
Messenger RNA from Venustampulla echinocandica, 2439 nucleotides. Its product is annotated as Actin depolymerizing protein. The transcript has 5 exons. Gene Ontology annotation, cellular component: actin filament; plasma membrane; site of polarized growth. Gene Ontology annotation, molecular function: actin filament binding. NCBI's taxonomy places the organism in Eukaryota, Fungi, Ascomycota, Leotiomycetes, Helotiales, Pleuroascaceae. The coding region runs from base 1 to 2439 and encodes 812 amino acids. Gene Ontology annotation, biological process: regulation of actin filament polymerization. The record is from RefSeq and is a predicted model, not a curated record.